This is a messenger RNA of Rattus norvegicus (Norway rat), 3180 nucleotides long. It is a transcript of the gene Phf13, whose product is annotated as PHD finger protein 13. Gene Ontology annotation, cellular component: nucleoplasm. NCBI's taxonomy places the organism in Eukaryota, Metazoa, Chordata, Mammalia, Rodentia, Muridae. The record is from RefSeq and is marked provisional. Gene Ontology annotation, biological process: chromatin organization. The transcript is spliced from 4 exons. Bases 314 to 1204 code for a protein of 296 amino acids.
CGGGGAGCCGGUCGGGUUCCCGCUCGCUGUCGCCGCCGCCGCCCCCCACAGUGCCUCUCCCGCCUCUCCACAGCGCCGGUCGUGGGAGCUGCAUCCUCCACUCAGUUCUCUGAGGAGACUCCAGUUCGGGAUCAGCGAACCUACGACGCGACACACCGACACCCCCCGUCAAAUCCAGCCUGGGCGACCCCUCCCCGGCCGGGUCCGCCCUCGCCCUGCUCGGUGCCGGAGUCCCCCGGCCCUGAGCGUCCCGUGGGCCCGCUCCCGCACUCUAGCCUCGGCACUCCCACAGCCGCCGCCCCCCACCCGGAACAUGGACUCCGACUCCUGCGCCGCCGCCUUCCACCCCGAGGAGUACUCCCCCACUUGUAAGAGGCGCCGGACUGUGGAAGACUUCAACAAGUUCUGCACCUUCGUGCUGGCCUAUGCAGGCUACAUCCCCUAUCCGAAGGAGGAGCUCCCCCUGAGGAGCAGCCCCAGUCCUGCCAACAGCACUGCAGGGACCAUCGACAGUGAUGGCUGGGACACUGGUUUCUCUGACAUUACAUCUUCAGUGCCCGACCGAUGCUUCAGCCACCUGCAGCCUUCCCUCUUGCAGAGAGCUAAGCCCAGUGACUUCCUGCUGGACAGGAAGAAAACGGACAAGCUGAAGAAGAAGAGGAGGAGGAAGCGCAGGGACAGCGACGUGCCUGGGAAGGAGGAGUACAGGGGGAGCCUGCUGAAGCUGGAAGCUGCUGACCCGUAUGUGGAGGCCCCCUCAAGUCCCACCAUGCAGGAUAUUCCCCAGGCCUCUGCUGACCCCUGCUCGGGCUGGGACUCUGACACUCCUUCAAGUGGUUCUUGUGCUACUGUGUCACCUGAUCAGGUCACAGAAAUAAAAACUGAAGGGAAACGGACUAUUGUCCGCCAGGGAAAGCAGGUGGUGUUCCGAGACGAAGACAGCACUGGUAAUGAUGAAGACAUCAUGGUGGACUCAGAUGAUGAUUCCUGGGAUCUUGUCACCUGUUUCUGCAUGAAGCCCUUCGCUGGUCGCCCCAUGAUCGAGUGUAACGAAUGCCACACCUGGAUCCACCUGUCUUGUGCGAAGAUCCGCAAGUCCAAUGUUCCGGAAGUGUUUGUCUGCCAAAAGUGCCGGGACUCCAAGUUUGAUAUCCGUCGCUCCAACCGGUCCCGAAUGGGCUCCCGGAAGCUGUUUCUGGACUGAUCUGGGGCUGUCAAGGAGAUAGGCGGGACUGGAAGGGCCUGGGCUCUGGCCUCCCUUAGUUGAGCACAGAACUCGCAGCUCUGGUGUGGGCAGACCCUGCCACUCAGGUGCCUAAGCAAAGGACGAGCCGUCCAGAUAGAACUGUACAUAGCUAGUGAGCAGGUAAAAGGGUCAGCGCUGCUGCUCCAGCUGUGUUCUCUGCGUUGGUGGCAGACUGAGCACCAGAUCUGCUUCUGCUAACAGUGAGUGUGCACAGUCAUUGUUAGUCAGUUCCCGCCAGCCAUCGGGCGGUGCUGGCUGUCAGUCCCGUGUCCUGUGUGCUGGGGAGGUGUUGUGUUUAUUCUCAGUGUUGCUCUUUUAUCCCAAGUGUCUAUGCAGCCGUCCAGGUUGCCCGCCCCUUUGUGGUCUCACUUCCCUGCCUCAGUUGUACUUUCUGAGACAGGGAGCUGUUUCCUGAGAGGUCCGGUGUCCCCAAGAGGAGCCCUGGGUGGGGGGUGAGUGGUGGUUCUUUGGUUUUUCACUGUUUAAAGGGACAGUGUGUAGCCAUUUUUCCACAGAGCGAGGGUGGGGGUGGAGGUGUUCUGUGUUCAUAACUCAGUUUCUUGUUUUGCACGAUGUAAAAAACAAAAACCAUUUUUUUUCCACACGACACAGCCCAAAGUGUUAGCCACUGUCCUACUGGGUGCCCGUCUCUGCUGGUGGUGGUCGGUGACCAGGGUGCCCAGCACUGUGCGGUGGGAGCACAUGUUUCCUCCUUAAGCUGCUCCAGUGGCAGUCCACAGAAGACACUGUCUUUGGGACCUGUGUGUGGUUCUUCAGAUAAUGGGUGACGAGUCAGGGCACUCUGCCUUGCAUACAGGCUGACCUGUUGGGUUCCUGGGGUGCUGCAGCAGGGGUCUGAGUUAGUUGCUGUAACAUCAGCUUGCAGGGCUUCAAAGGUGUGAACCAGAGUCCUGAUCUGGGUGAGGGCUGGCUCAGCUCCUGGACACUGGUGACCUGUCCUGGGGCAGGGGAGGAAGGAGAGGACGAUGUGGGCUCUCGCCCCGGCGUUUCCAAUGCUUGUUCUUUCUCAGCAGUGUUUGGCAGAGCCAUGGGUGUGUUUCAUACCCAUCUAUCACAUGUGUUCUGUGUUAGACAUGAGACAGCAGAGCGGCCAAGUGUGUCACCUUUCUUCCCCUUCCUGGAACACCUGCAGGGUCACCAGGCAUCUUAAGCACCAAAGGAGCUCAGACUGUAGACUGUAAUUUGGCUAAUUGGAGCCUUUUUUUUUUUUCCUUUCUUGUCUUAGCAUCUUUCCCAGUUUAAGUAACUUUUUCAUGUUAAAGUACAGAGAAGUACUGCUGAGCUGUUGGUUGUGCAGACUUCAAGAGAGCUUUGCUAAGGAGAAGGAGCUAUGACAGAAGCAGUCUUGUCCCUAGGCUAUUGUGUGGCUCUGACUGGGGCAAACACCCAGGACAAGUCAGGAAUUUGCCAAAGACCUGCCCCGUGACAGUUCUUGUCCAGUGUCUUCACCCUGAGAAUAACCAAAGUUCCAGUAGGUUUUUAAGUGCAUUUAAGAUGUGUGUGGUUUUGUUGUGGAGCGGCGGGGCUGCCAUUCUUACAUCCAUGUGCUCAGAGAUUACUCAAUGCCUCUGGAAUACAUUGGACAUCUCAGUUUCUGUUUGCUUGCUUUGUUUUUAAGGGGAUCUUUCCCUGUGGGUGGUGUCCGAAGUCAGACACCUUGGUUUGGGGGUAGGUGAGCUGGGCAGCUGCAAUCAGCUUGUUUAUGCAAACUGGGCUCGACCCUCUAGGGGCUCCUGGUUGAUGGCUGAUGGCGGGAGGGAAAGGUGUCAUCCCCAAGCAGACCCUUCCCGUUGGCUUCGGCCAGGCCAGACACAGCAUCGUUUACAUGUUCUGUGUAAUUAUAAUGUUUAUGUGUAUAAAGCAAGCUGUUUCUGUGAAACUGUAUAUUUUGUAAAUAAAGAUAUUGCUACUUU